Molecule: messenger RNA, 579 nt
Organism: Thyridium curvatum
Lineage: Eukaryota; Fungi; Ascomycota; Sordariomycetes; Thyridiales; Thyridiaceae
Exons: 4
Coding region: 1-579 (192 amino acids)
Biological process (GO): cytoplasmic translation
Cellular component (GO): ribosome; cytosolic large ribosomal subunit
Molecular function (GO): rRNA binding; structural constituent of ribosome
Source: RefSeq, a predicted model, not a curated record
AUGAAGUACAUUCACACAGAGGAGACCCUGGAGAUCCCGGACGGAGUCAAGGUCUCCAUCAAGUCCCGGAUUGUCACCGUCGAGGGCCCCCGAGGCAAGCUCGUCAAGAACCUGAACCACCUGGCCGUCAACUUCUCCGUCCCCAAGAAGAACGUCAUCGCCAUUGAGAUCCACCAUGGCAGCAGGAAGAACGUCGCCACCCUGCGCACCGUCCGCUCCCUCAUCAACAACCUGAUCGUCGGUGUCACCAAGGGCUUCAAGUACAAGAUGCGAUACGUCUACGCCCAUUUCCCCAUCAACGUCAACAUCGAGAAGAACUCGGAGGGCGUCUACGAGGUCGAGAUCCGAAACUUCAUCGGCGAGAAGAUUGUCCGGAGGGUCGUUAUGCAGAGCGGUGUCGAGGUCGAGAUCUCCAAGGCCCAGAAGGACGAGCUGGUCCUGUCCGGCAACUCCCUCGAGGGUGUUUCCCAGAGCGCUGCCGACAUCCAGCAGAUCUGCAGAGUGCGAAACAAGGAUAUCCGAAAGUUCUUGGACGGUCUGUACGUCUCGGAGAAGGGCAACGUCGUUGAGGAGUCUUGA